CUCCACCGAUUUCUAUCUGACUCGCUUCAACCUCUCUCUCUCUCUCUCUCUCUGAAAGAAGCAGAAGCAUACAGUCACCGCCUCUCUCUAUAAAUUGGAGCAGAAGCUCCCCAUUAAUCACCACUAACCUUCUCAAUCAACCUGCCCUUUCUCUCUCUCUCUCUGUGAAGAAAGCAGAAGCACAGUCACCUCUCUCUAAAUUGGAAGCCGAAGCUCCACAUUAAUCACCACUCACCUUCAGUCAAUCACCCUUCCCUCUCACUCUCUUUCCGACGCCUCCAGAUUAUACCACAUGGCUUCACUUUUGACGUUCAUGACCUUCUUGUUGGUCGGGCUCUGCACUGUCCAAGCCGUGGUUCUAACACUGCGGCCUGCAGUCUCCCCCAUUUAUCCGGUCGACUUACACCAGGUUCGACUACGGGAUCACGUAAGACACGUGAGAAUAUUCGAACAUUUUAUCGGCGGCUGGGUCAACAUAACGAUGUCCUAUGAUGUUGUGUUCGAAAACAUCGGGAUGUAUUUUACUAAAUUGGAGUUGGGCUCUCCUCCUCGAGAGUUUGAGGUGUUGUUCGACACCGGCAGCGAUCUUAGUUGGGUUGCAUGCAGCUCCUGUGCCGAUUGCCCCCGGUCUAGUGGGCUUAGAAUCCCAAUAAAUUUUUAUGAUAUUACUAGCUCACAGACUGCGAAAUUGGUGAGUUGCUCGCGCCAUAAGUGCAAUGGCUUAGGAGCCACGUGCUCUAAGACUAACCAGUGCAAUUAUCAUGUCAAAUAUGGAGAUGGAGAUGAGGUUGACGGUUAUUAUGUUUCCGACGUCAUCCACUUUGACAUGUUAACCUCCCAAUUUAACUCUUCGGAGUUCAUUGUUUUUGGGUGUACUGAGAAUAUGUCGGGUCUAUUAACAACCAACAACCUUGCAUUUAGUGGAAUAGUUGGGUUCGGCCCUGGACAACUAUCCGUUAUUUCUCAGUUAUCCUCUCGAGCGUCAACUCCGAAAGUUUUCUCUCAUUGUCUGAGGGGAGACAGAGGUGCAGGGGGUGUGCUUGCUCUCGGCGAGGUAAUAGAGCCGAGAAUAAUCUACACUCCUCUUAUCGGAUCAAGGCACUAUAAUGUAGAGCUCGAGAGUAUUUCGGUCGAUGGGAAAGUGUUACCUGUUGAUCGAAAAACAUUUCGAGACGUACUUGUUGAUUCCGGUACAACACUGGCUUACCUUCCUGAAGUAGCCCUCACUGCUUUCAUUACCGCUGUAAAUAUCGCCAUUCCAAAAUCUGUAACUACCGGUAUUGGAGCAGGGAGACAAAUCUAUGAAGUCCCCAGUUUCAUCAGCAUGGCCAACGCAUUUCCUCCAGUCAGUUUAACUUUUCCCGGUGGUGUGUCCAUGUUGCUGAAACCGCAAGAAAUGGUGUUACUACUUGGGAGAUUGCAUUUCAGAAAUCUCAGGGACCGGUCACAAUCUUUGGAGAUAUUAUUCUCAAAGAUAAGAUAAUCGAAUACGAUUUAGCACGACAGCGCUUGAGAUGGCCAACCCGAGAUUGUACGUUUAUGAAUCUACAUGAACUGUUACGACUUAGAGACUGAAGAUGUAAUAUUUCCUUUUACUCAGAAUAUAUGAUUGAAAGCUCUCUCUCCUCUUCUUCGAUUCCUUUAGUUUCUUCUUAUUUAAGAUUUCUGUAAUUCAAUAGCGUUAAUAGAUCUUGCCAUCGAUGUACACUUCACA
Molecule: messenger RNA, 1714 nt
Organism: Pyrus x bretschneideri (Chinese white pear)
Lineage: Eukaryota; Viridiplantae; Streptophyta; Magnoliopsida; Rosales; Rosaceae
Product: aspartic proteinase 36-like
Exons: 9
Coding region: 293-1483 (396 amino acids)
Biological process (GO): proteolysis
Molecular function (GO): aspartic-type endopeptidase activity
Source: RefSeq, a predicted model, not a curated record